AUGUAAUUAAAUGAGAAAAAUACAGCUUUAGUUUCAAGUAACCAAUUCUCUCUUCCUUUUUUGUUUGUCCCACAGAUUCUUCUACUUCUCUCAACUUUUUCCCUUAUUCAUUCGCCACCAUCUCCCCCUCCCCCCAUCGCCAACUUUCCCUUUCACCUUCUUUCUGCUCUCUCUCUCUCGUUUCUGAGUGUUCUGCAAAUUCACAGAUGCCAGCAAAAGGACGCAUGUCAGGCGUUACACCGAAAGACCCGCGCCAAGCUGUCUGCUCAUGCAUCACAGUCUUUCUCCUCCUAAUCGGUGUAACAGCGCUCACCCUUUGGCUAGUCUACCGCCCCCACAAGCCGCAGUUCAAGGUCGUCGGCGCCGCCAUCUACGAGAUUAACACCUCCGCACCCCCGCUCAUCUCCAUCACCAUGCAGUUCACACUUGUCACGAGAAACCCCAACAAGCGCGUGUCCAUCUACUACGACAGGCUUUCGGCUUUCGUGUCCUACAGAGACCAAGCCAUCACGCCCCAGGUGAUGCUGCCUCCGCUGUAUCACAAGAGGCACAGCACCGUCGUAGUUUCUCCGUUGGUCGGCGGCGGGGCCGUUCCGAUGUCGGUGGAGGUGGCGAAUGGGCUGGUGGAGGAUGAGGCGUAUGGGGUGGUGGGAUUGAGGCUUGUUUUGUUGGGGAGGCUGAGGUGGAAGGCUGGCGCUAUAAGGACAGGGCAUUAUGGGGUUUAUGUCAAAUGUGAUGUCUUGGUGGGCUUGAAGAAGGGUUUUGUCGGUCAGGUGCCGUUGCUUGGAUCUCCCGGCUGCAAAGUGGAUAUUUGAAGAUCAAUUAUAUAUAUAUGUUAUAGCUUGGGCUUUUAAUUUUCUUCUUCUUUUUUUUUUGGUUUCUCUUUUCUUUUAAUUUUCUUCUAUGUAUGUAUGAAGCGUAGUAGAAGCUUUCUACUU
This is a messenger RNA of Corylus avellana, 938 nucleotides long. RefSeq names its product Late embryogenesis abundant (LEA) hydroxyproline-rich glycoprotein family. Gene Ontology annotation, cellular component: plasma membrane; plasmodesma. Lineage: Eukaryota; Viridiplantae; Streptophyta; Magnoliopsida; Fagales; Betulaceae. Gene Ontology annotation, biological process: defense response to other organism. The record is from RefSeq and is a predicted model, not a curated record.